Colias croceus (clouded yellow) is the source of this 2999-nucleotide messenger RNA. RefSeq names its product ras-related GTP-binding protein A (gene RagA-B). Gene Ontology annotation, biological process: cellular response to starvation; positive regulation of TOR signaling; regulation of autophagy. The transcript is spliced from 7 exons. The record is from RefSeq and is a predicted model, not a curated record. Gene Ontology annotation, cellular component: lysosome; nucleus; Gtr1-Gtr2 GTPase complex. Lineage: Eukaryota; Metazoa; Arthropoda; Insecta; Lepidoptera; Pieridae. Gene Ontology annotation, molecular function: GTP binding; GTPase activity. Bases 300 to 1223 code for a protein of 307 amino acids.
UUUGCUUGACAGUUUACUAUUCAUCACUAUUUCACUGUGUCUGCUUUAAAUUUUAAUUUUAUUUACGACAUACAUAGUGAUAAUCGUGUUUUAUGCUUAUUUUUAUGUAUAGAAAUGAAUAAGGAUUAAAUACGCUUCUUGAAAACGCCUACAUUUUAUGUUGUUACUAACUACGUAGUUUUAAAAUUAUUUUUUAUUUAUCGUAACAAAGGCUCGAAGUCGAAAGUUUUCUCAUUUCGUUACAUUACCAUAAGCUUUCCUCGGGUACCUAUUAGAUUUUCAUCAAGUAAAUUGUCAACAUGAAGAAGAAGGUAUUAUUGAUGGGCAAAAGUGGUUCUGGUAAAACCAGUAUGAGGUCUAUUAUAUUUGCCAACUAUAUAGCAAGAGAUACAAGACGUUUAGGAGCUACAAUUGAUGUGGAACACUCACACGUAAGGUUUCUGGGUAACCUUGUUCUCAAUCUAUGGGACUGCGGAGGACAGGAAGCAUUUAUGGAGAACUAUUUUGCCUCUCAAAGAGACAAUAUCUUCAGGAAUGUUGAAGUCUUGAUAUAUGUGUUUGAUGUUGAGAGCAGAGAAAUGGAGAAAGACAUGCACUAUUACCAGUCAUGUUUAGAAGCUAUUUUGCAAAACUCACCAGAAGCAAGGAUAUUCUGCUUGGUCCAUAAAAUGGAUCUAGUUGCGGAAGAGAGGAGAGAAGAAAUCUUCAAAACUCGAGAGGAAGACUUGAAAAGGCUCUCUAAACCACUUGAGUGUACUUGCUUUAGAACCAGCAUCUGGGAUGAAACUCUUUACAAAGCAUGGUCCAGUAUAGUGUACAAAUUAAUACCUAAUGUAAAAGCUCUGGAAUCUUCAUUGAAGCAGUUUGCAGACAUUGUUGAUGCUGAUGAGGUACUCCUGUUUGAGCGCGCGACUUUCCUCGUAGUGUCCCACUGUCAGCGGCGCCCGCAUCGCGAUGCUCACAGAUUUGAAAAAGUCUCCAAUAUUGUGAAACAGUUCAAACUGUCUUGUUCUAAACUUGCCGCGCAGUUUCAAAGUAUGGAGGUAAGGAACAGCGUGUUCGCGGCCUUUAUAGAUGGCUUCACGAGUAACACGUACGUAAUGGUCGAAAUGUCCGACCCGAAGAUACCGUCAGAGGCCACACUCAUCAACAUACGUAACGCCAGGAAACACUUUGAGAAACUAGAGAAGGUCUCAUCCAGCGCUCCGAGCCAGUACCAGUGAGACACGUUAAGGGUCAGUUCACACAGGAAUAUAACGCGACGGACAAGACGCACGGAUGCUUGAAGAAAUUGAGUUUAACAGCAUUCAAUCAUUGUGACUCGAAGGACCUUGAAAUUUUCAUUGUUUAAAAAUGUUGGAUAUUUCUUGUUUAAAAUGAUUUGCUGCAGUAGAUCGCUUGUGCAAACUAAACGAUUAUACCCGGUACAGGUCGAAGUGUCUUUUUCUAUGUGUAAAAAUGUUGGCACUACAUUGUUCGAAACAUUGCCCAGUGUCUUUCAAACCUCAAAUAUUUCCUUCCAAUACCUUCUUCAAUGGAAAUCAAGGUCCAUUCUGCUUGCAAACUAUAUCACGUCGUGUCGUACUAUAUCUUGGUGUGAGCUGACCCUAGAGAUGGAAGAAAAUUACACAUCAGUGAUGAUACAAGAAUGAAAGGAAACAUUAUCAAAGAUUGUUAUCUCAUUCUUAUGAUAAUAUUAAAGUAUGGGUAGAGUAGAGGCUAUUUAAUAUGCAAACCAUUUAUUUACUCUCCAAUGUGCAUUGAUAUUUAUGCCUCUACUUAGAAUAAGUGAGUUGAUGCCUUAAAUUAAUGAGUGUUUCCAAAUCAGUUUUCAUUUGGUUUUAAAUUUUAAUAUAUUAUUUCGUUGAAUUAAUCUUUGCAAAUUUAUUAGUAACGUUAUCAAUAUUUAAGAAAUUUUUACUGCAUUCCAUUAAAUAAAUUGGAUAAAAGAAAAAUAUUUCAUAAAGUUAUAUAUUCGGAAAGACUCCAAAAUUGUGGAACUGUAAAAGAGUACUAAAAGCCACCGAUUGUGUGAUCUUUGUUAUUUUUAAAUUUUAAUCGUCUCUUAUUUUAAUAGGUCAUAAAUUAUAACCAUUUGUUAAUCUUGUAUAAUAUAAUAUAAUAAUACAGUUUUAAAUAAAAAAAGUUUUUUAUAUUUAAUAAUAUAAUAUGUAUAUAUAUAUAUAUAUUGCAUGAUUGAAAAAAUUGAGUUACUUUUUGCUUUUGAGUGAGUGAACCUAUAUAAAUGUUUUACCUGUUUCAGCGCUUCUUAUAAAGAUGGCAAAUAUUUUAUAAAUUUUAGCAUUGUGCUGCAAAGGGGUAAUCUAUUUAAUCUUUAUCAAUUCAAUCCAUUCAAUAUUAUUAAGCACUGAAUGUUUUUAUUGUAAACAAUGGUAACAACGUUUCUAAUUUUGUUCUGACUUAUUUUUAUUUCUCUCUCUUCCCAAAUUGAUUUGAUCUAGUUUAUAGAUACGACCCCAAACACAUAUCUCAUUGUACAAAUUAUUGCUUGUUAUAUUUUUAAAGGCGUAUAAAAUUAAGUAUAUGUACAGUGUACACUCAUCCGAAUUCUGUUUCGAUUCGUUGAAUCUAAUGCUAAAUUACUUUAAUCUGUUUUAACUGUUUGUUUCAAGGGUUCGUUAUUUUCCGCGAUUUUUACUUCCACUAGUCUUUAGGCAACUUUAUUUUAUAACCAAUAAUUAAUGGCUGUAAAUAAAUGUAUAUUGGUGCUAAUGAUAAAAAUGGCACCUUCUUUAACAAAUUUAGUGGAGGUAGCGGCUAGCGCGGACUCUUAUUAGGUAGGUACCUAAACUAUUUUCUUAUGUUUCAUACAAUAAAUAGGUAGGUAUAUAUAUAAAAAUGUUACAUUUUAAGACCUGAUAAAUAUCUACCUUUUUAAUUGUUAUGUAAUAUAAUGUAUGGUAAAGCCAAUUGUCUGUGAUUUUAUAUCAUUAGUUGCUAAUACUGGUUACUUCAAAUAAAUUUAGCCUUAUAAAAGU